Messenger RNA from Mus pahari (shrew mouse), 804 nucleotides. RefSeq names its product tubulin alpha chain-like. Bases 58 to 804 code for a protein of 248 amino acids. Lineage: Eukaryota; Metazoa; Chordata; Mammalia; Rodentia; Muridae. The record is from RefSeq and is a predicted model, not a curated record. Gene Ontology annotation, biological process: microtubule cytoskeleton organization; mitotic cell cycle. Gene Ontology annotation, cellular component: cytoplasm; microtubule. Gene Ontology annotation, molecular function: GTP binding; structural constituent of cytoskeleton. The transcript has a single exon.
CCUUACAACUCCAUCCUGACCACGCACACGACGCUCGAACAUUCAGACUGUGCUUUCAUGGUGGAUAACGAAGCCAUCUACGACAUCUGCCUCAGGAACCUGGAUAUUGCGUGCCCCACAUACACCAACCUCAAUCGUCUGAUUGGGCAGAUUGUGUCGUCCAUCACAGCCUCCCUGAGGUUUGAUGGCACCCUGAAUGUGGACCUAACAGAAUUCCAGACCAACCUGGUGCCCUACCCUCGCAUCCACUUCCCACUGGCGACCUAUGCCCAGGUCAUCUCUGCUGAGAAGGCAUACCAUGCGCAGCUGUCAGUGGCAGAGAUCACCAACGCCUGCUUCGAGCCAGCCAAUCAGAUGGUUAAGUGUGACCCUCGCCGCGGCAAAUACAUGGCCUGCUGCAUGUUGUACCGGGGGGAUGUGGUUCCCAAAGAUGUCAACGCGGCUAUUGCCACCAUCAAGACAAAGCGCACCAUCCAGUUUGUAGAUUGGUGCCCAACUGGAUUUAAGGUGGGUAUUAAUUACCAGCCUCCCACCGUGGUCCCUGGGGGAGACCUGGCCAAGGUACAGCGGGCCGUGUGCAUGCUGAGCAAUACCACGGCCAUCACAGAGGCCUGGGCCCGCCUGGAUCACAAAUUUGACCUCAUGUAUGCCAAGCGGGCCUUUGUGCAUUGGUAUGUGGGAGAAGGUAUGGAGGAAGGAGAGUUCUCAGAGGCCGGGGAAGACCUAGCAGCACCGGAGAAGGAUUAUGAAGAGGUGGGCGUGGAUUCCGUGGAAGCAGAGGCAGAAGAAGGGGAGGAGUACUGA